GACUAUUUCACUACUGCGCGUUGAACGAUAGGAAUAAGCAACAACACAUCAAAACUAAGUGAUUAGUUUUCAUUCUUAACUUAAUGAAUAAAAUAGUUUCCAUCGUUUUUUCAUAAUAAUGGCUUUUGGAUUGUAUUCGCUUAUUGAGGCUGCUCUUCUAUGCAUUAAUGCCAUCGCAGUGUUAAAUGAGGAACGAUUUCUAAGCAAAGUUGGAUGGGGCGGUGAUCAAAGUGUUGGCGGGUUUGGAGAGGAACCUGGGAUGAAAGCACAGCUCAUUAAUUUAAUUAGAUCCAUUAGAAUUGUUAUGAGAGUGCCCUUGAUUUUCUUCAAUGCCAGUGUCAUAGUACUGAAACUUGUGUUUGGAUAACGACAAUUCAUCAACCAUCCAUGGGACAAUAAGAAGAUGGAAUAUACAUGAAGAUUGACUAAUUUAACAACUCACUGAAGUGAACAGAAUGCGUUUGCAUAAGUUGUUUGGCCGUUUCUGCCUAGUUGCACCAUCAAAGAGCCACUCUAUGCUUCUAUGCUCUGACAUAGCUUCAGUGACUUUUUAGAAGACUUAGUCAUCAUCAGAUGUGUACAUUUAAACCCUGUACUACUGAAAGAGAAAAAGUCAUUCACUGCAUGAAUGACCUUUGACCUACCCUGGUCUACAUGUACCAUGUUGCUGAUAGAGACUCUUGCAUAUGACAUCUACAUCUAUGUGGGUUCUCAUCAAAGCCUGUUCAGCCUGUUCAUAAGCCCCUAAACAGCGCCCUCUUUGAUGGCCAAUGAAGACCUAUCAUUGGCUGAGAGGUGCACAGCACGGACAUGUGUACAAAGAUGGCACCCAGGACAAGGAGUCAAUAUCAUGAAUAUAACUUGCCUUUUUAAAGUAACAAUUUAUUUGGCUUGUAGCUCCCCCACUCACAAACAAAAUUAAUCACAUGAUCGCCUGUAUUUAUUUCAACAAAUAUUAUUUUUCUUGCAAGUUUAAAGGCAGU
Asterias rubens (European starfish) is the source of this 983-nucleotide messenger RNA. Its product is annotated as immediate early response 3-interacting protein 1-like. Gene Ontology annotation, cellular component: Golgi membrane; endoplasmic reticulum membrane; COPII-coated ER to Golgi transport vesicle. NCBI's taxonomy places the organism in Eukaryota, Metazoa, Echinodermata, Asteroidea, Forcipulatida, Asteriidae. Bases 119 to 367 code for a protein of 82 amino acids. The record is from RefSeq and is a predicted model, not a curated record. The transcript is spliced from 3 exons. Gene Ontology annotation, biological process: endoplasmic reticulum to Golgi vesicle-mediated transport.